CGCGGAGCACACCUGUCACUCUAACUGACUCGGCAGCCGGCAGGCAGCGGGUCGCUGGCUCCAGCCCGCUGGAGGAGGAGGCUGCGCGGAAGGAAGGAAAGAGUCGGCGCGCGGCCGCUUGCAGGCGUGGGUGGCGACGCCGAGGGGCGGCGGCGGCGCGCGCGGGCGGGGUGUGCGCGCCGCCGCCGCCGCCGCGUCACCAGCGUGCGGCACGUGCCCGUGUUUACGUCCCUCGUGGAGCACGGACGUCAGCAGCCGAAUGGCAACAUUGUGGCAAUAGUGAGGCUUAGAGUUUAGAAGACGCUUCCAUCAGUGGGCCCAGCUCAGGGCGGUCGGGAAGAGGAGGAGGGGCGGGGACAUCGGCCCGGGCGAGCGGCGGAGACGCACACACCGCCGGCCCCGACCGCCUACCGGCCUAUCCGGCCCCGCGGGACCCGAGCUUCACCUUCGGAGCGCCGCAGACGCAGCACCGCGGCCUCGCGCUGGGGGCAGCGCCGCAGCGCGAGGCUUGUAAACAGAUCCGACUGCACGUGACCAUGUGAACUACCUGCUCUGGGGACGCGUAUUGUCUUUCCUACGAGCGGCGCCACAAAGGAGCGCGGCGGGUCCGAGUGCUGAGGGUCGGGUGAGCGAGUGGGGAGAGCCGGCCGGCGCGCUAAGAUGGCUGAAGGCUCCCGGAGAGGGUGAGCGGGGGGCGCGGCGCAGCCAGCCGGUGAGUCCUGAGGCGGGCAGGGCCGGUGGCGCCUCCCCCGAGGACUGGCGUCGGAGCCACCAUGUCGUUCGCGCUCGAGGAGACGCUCGAAUCGGACUGGGUGGCCGUGCGACCCCAUGUAUUCGACGAGCGUGAGAAGCACAAGUUCGUCUUCAUUGUGGCCUGGAAUGAGAUUGAGGGCAAGUUUGCCAUAACCUGCCACAACCGAACGGCCCAGAGACAGAGGAGCGGCUCCCGGGAGCAGGCGGCGGUGCGAGGGGGCGCCGAUGCCGGUGCCCUCGCGUCCGACGGGGCCCGCGCGCCGGGAAGCCCGGCGGGCAAGGGCCGACCGGAGGCCACUGCCUCUGCUACUCUGGGCAGAAGCCCGGGGUCCCGGAGGAGCCCGGCCUGGGCGGAGGGCGGCUCUCCUCGGAGCGCGCGGAGCCUGCGGGGGGACCCGCCGCUGCGGAGUGUGGCCGGCAAAGUGGCGGAGAGCCCCCUCAGGAGCCCGGUGAGGGCCAAGAAUAGCCCGGUGCGGAGGAGAUCCGAAGGCCGAGAUUUGGCGGGGGCCGCUGCGGCAGUCCCGCCGGCGCCCAGAGAGGGCCCGGUGUCUUCGGUGCGGGUAGUGAGCGCCUGCGGCGCGGUAUCCGAAGAGAUCGAGGUGCUGGAAAUGGUGAAGGAGGAUGAGGCGGCCUCGGCGUCGUUGGCGCCCUCGGACGCGGAGCAGCCGCCGUCCGCAGUCGAGCUGGAGUCCCCAGCCGAGGAGUGCAGUUGGGCCGGGCUCUUCUCCUUCCAGGAUCUGCGCGCUGUGCAUCAGCAGCUAUGCUCCGUGAACUCGCAGCUGGAGCCCUGCCUGCCUGUGUUCCCCGAGGAGCCCUCGGGCAUGUGGACGGUGCUGUUCGGCGGCGCCCCAGAGAUGACUGAACAGGAGAUCGACACUUUGUGUUACCAGCUUCAGGUCUACCUGGGCCACGGCCUGGACACCUGCGGCUGGAAGAUUCUUUCCCAGGUACUCUUCACCGAGACGGACGACCCCGAGGAGUAUUAUGAGAGUCUUAGCGAGCUGCGGCAGAAGGGCUACGAGGAGGUGCUUCAGCGGGCCAGGAAGCGCAUCCAGGAGCUCUUGGAUAAGCACAAGAAUACAGAGAGCAUGGUGGAGCUUCUGGACUUGUAUCAGAUGGAGGAUGAAGCCUAUAGCAGCCUUGCAGAAGCCACAACUGAACUCUAUCAGUAUUUACUGCAGCCAUUCAGAGACAUGAGAGAACUUGCCAUGCUACGAAGACAGCAGAUCAAGAUUUCCAUGGAGAAUGAUUAUCUGGGUCCGCGGAGAAUUGAAAGUCUACAAAAAGAAGAUGCUGAUUGGCAACGGAAAGCUCACAUGGCUGUGCUGUCAAUUCAGGAUCUUACUGUGAAAUAUUUUGAAAUAACAGCUAAAGCUCAAAAAGCUGUAUAUGAUCGAAUGCGAGCAGAUCAGAAGAAAUUUGGUAAAGCAUCAUGGGCAGCAGCAGCUGAACGUAUGGAAAAACUCCAGUAUGCAGUUUCUAAGGAGACUCUGCAGAUGAUGAGAGCUAAAGAGAUCUGUUUGGAACAGAGGAAACACGCACUAAAAGAAGAGAUGCAGAGUUUGCAGGGUGGUACAGAAGCCAUAGCUCGGUUGGAUCAGUUAGAAGCUGAUUAUUAUGAUCUGCAACUUCAGUUGUAUGAAGUACAGUUUGAAAUCUUGAAGUGUGAAGAGUUACUAUUGACAGCACAACUGGACAGCAUCAAAAGGCUUAUAUCCGGUAUGGAAAUUUGUAUUGCAAAACACAAUGAAAAAUUUCAACAGCGCCUUCGGAGUGAAGAUGAAUAUAAAACUCAUCACACAGUACAGCUAAAGAGAGAAAAAUUACAUGAUGAAGAAGAAAGAAAAAGUGCAUGGGUUAGCCAAGAAAGACAGAGAACACUGGAUAGACUUCGAACUUUUAAACAGAGGUACCCAGGGCAAGUCAUACUUAAAUCAACCAGAUUGCGACUCACUCAUGCAAGAAGGAGAAGUGCAGCCAGUCCUGUGCCUUGCGAGGAGCAGUGUGACUCUCUACCAGGAGUGCUCCAGGUGGAAGAGAAGAGUGAAGAGGUGGAGGAAGGAAGAGGUGAGCCUGGGUCAUCAAAGACAGCAGAAGCUCAAAACCUCACACAACUUGAAGAUACUUCAUUCGCACAACUUGAAGCCACUUCAUUACCUCUCAGUGGUGUUACCUCUGAACUGCCUGCCACUGUAUCUCUUCCACUUUUAAAUAAUAUUGACCUUGAACCAGGUUCUGUUACUAUAGAUCCACUCCCACCACCUCUUCCUCCAACACCUCUAGAGGUUAUACAAUUUGACUUGAAGAGCAAUCCUAACUGUAAUUGUUCUCUUCUGUUUUCUAAAGUGAGCUCACCCAUGGAUGAGGUGCUAGCUUCCUUGAAACGGGGUAGUUUUCAUCUGAAAAAGGUUGAACAGCGGACUCUGCCUCCUUUUCCUGAUGAAGAUGAUAGUAAUAAUAUCUUGGCACAAAUAAGGAAAGGUGUAAAAUUGAAGAAGGUACAGAAGGAUGCUUUGAGAGAAUCCUUCACACUUCUGCCGGACACAGACCCUCUAACACGGAGCAUCCAUGAAGCUCUUAGAAGAAUCAAAGAAGCAUCCCCUGAGUCAGAGGAUGAGGAGGAAACUUUGCCUUGCACAGACUGGGAAAACUGACAAGUGACUUUACAGAAAGAAAAAACACCUUGAAAAACAGUUGAAGAUCCGUUGAUACUCUGUUGGAAAACAAAAUUUUAACCACUUGGUUCCACAGAUCCAAUCUGUAUUGGCUCAGUGAUGUGAAAAAAAAAAAAGGAAGCACUUUUGGCAAGUUACCAUUUUUCCAGUCAUUCCAGUAGAUGGUUAACAUGAGUGUUAGAUGUUCAAUGUUCCUGACUUCAGUGAAGAAGAGACCUUGCAGAGGUUCCUGUUUUUUAAAGCACCUUUCCCUCCUGUCCACCCAUUUAUGUUCUUGUAGUGGCCAGUAAAGCUUAGGGAUUGCUCUGAGCUGGAAGAACACUGGGUUGACAGAGACCUACUGUAAAGUGUAUUGGGACUGCUUUGAAAUUCAUCUUUCAGUGCACUGAAUAGUCAUUUGCUUGAAAACACAGAGCUGCUUCUAUGUCAGCUAAAAAGUUUACCAUAAUAUCUGUAGGAUACGAAUUGAAAGAAAAUCAGAUGGAAAUGCACUGAGAAUUUCCAUAUUACUCAUCUCCAAAUGGGAAAUUUUCACAAAGGUGUUCAACAGCAUCUGAAAAACAUACAUAAUCAUGGAGAUACACCUAUUAAUGUGUUUAUUUACCACACAUUUGACAUGCAUAUUUUUAGAAGACCACACACUCUUACACUUGGUAAGGUUUUGGAGUAAAAAUUUCUGUGCUUUUAAAUAGUUCUUUAUAAUUGUGAAUUUAUAAUAGUUUGAAUUUUAUGUGCAGCUUUGUCUAGGAGAAGCAAUAGUCUAUAAUUAUUUUUAGUCUUUUGUUUGAACUGUUGCUUGAUUAGUGUAACUCCACAUGACUUUCCUAUUGAGAAUCAGAAAUCAGAACUCAACAACAGGGAUGCACAUCUCAAGUCUUUUUACCAUACAACCCUUUAAGUUUUUAUUUUUAUGCUCCACAGUGAAAAGUGUUCUCUACAAAUACACAGAAAGUAGACAGGUAGAAAAGCCUUCCUGGCCGGCAUUUCACUCUUUUCACAUGUCUUGAGUGGGGUUUUGGGAGAUAGCCUUUGUUAUUGUCACAGAAUUUUAAAACAUGUAGUUCUAGGUGCCGAUUUUGCUAUAAUGAAGUCCUGAAGGAUGUGCUUACAUGAAUGAAACUGUUACGAUCCUCAGCAGGACUGUCAUGGGCCUGAAUAAAGGUAGAGAUGUUGGACCCCAUUAUAGUACUCUGGAAAGUACUAUAAGAUAGAUCUUGGCCUUUAUGUGAAGGGAAUUAAAACUGGAGUACCAAAAAUAACUUUUUUCUUAUGAGGGAUUCUCUGGCCUAGACCCAAAAAGCAGUCCCAGAGUAAAAGCUCUCCAAAAGUGUAUAUAUUGGUGUUCCUGGAGGAAAGAAGAUCACUUUUGUCAUUUUAAAAUGUUAUUUCCUUUAAGUAAUCAUGGAGAAAGCUUUCUGAGAACAGGUAGCAUAAAAAUCCUUGUGCUUAAAAGCUGGUAAUGUACCUACUGAUAAGACUAAUUAGGAGCCUUACCACAGCAUUUUCACAAUACAUUGGUUUUAUGCUGGCAUUAUUCCCACAUGUUGUUGCAGGAGGUUAGAUUUUUUUCCUAUGAAUCUUCAGUGAAGAAUCAAAGCAUGCUUUUUAACCCCAAAAAUGAUUGGUUUAAUAUAUAUACAUUUUAAAUUGUUUAGCAAAUUUGCAAAACAUAAAAAAAAUUGUAUCUAUUUUAUGCCUUUGGAUGCUUUUUGCAAUUUUUUAAAAAAUUCAUUGACAUUUAGAAAAAAUGCAGGAGGAUCUAAUAUUAAAUUAACAGCAAAAGCAUUGGAACUUGCAGAGGGUCAGAAGGAAUUGCUACCCAUUUAGUGUUAACAGUUGGGAUUCCAUUAACAGGCUUACUUAUAAGAGGGUCCUGUGAUCCGUCUUCCUGAGCCAUGUAGUAAAGUCUCUAGACAGUAAUGGAGGGAGUACAGAGCCCUGUAAAUCCUUGUAGGGUUGGCUUCACAGCUCUAAGCACAUCCCAGUGUAGCACUCCAUGAAGGUCAUCUCACACUGAAAAGUGAGUAGAUUACCAAAAGCCUUGUUAGUAGCCAACUGUGCUCAUUUUCUGGUAAAUAACUUUCUUCAGUGUACCUACCCAUUUCCCCUACUCAAUAUUCAGGUUCCUAUUUCCACAAAAUUACAUUACUGCAGAUCAUCAACCUUUGGAGUUCUCAUAAAUAACAUUAAAAUUUCAAAUAACUACAGUCCACUUGUCCAUCAAGAUGAGAUUCCAGUUAAAUCCUCAUUUUAACUUUAACAGUUUCAGAACUGGCAAAAAUUACAUAAGUGUGGUCAAAUCCCCCCACCCCCACCCCCGACCCUUCACCCUAAUAAAAUUAGCAUCUUUGGCCAUAGUGUUAAAUUUGCAUAUAUUUAGUUAUGAUGGUACUUAGAUGAUCACGUUUCCAGUUCCAGACUUGCCCAUACCAUUUAUAUGGUUGAAAAUAUCUGACAGUUAUAUUUCUGUUAAUGUAACAUUUCUGUAUUAAGAGUCCACACCAAACAGCUGCUUGCUUAGCUGAAUCAAUUUAUAAGUCACUACCAACCUAGCCUCAGCUGCAAUGUAUUUAAAAUAAGGAAAUAAGUAGAUGGUGACUUGGGGAAAUUUUGAAGUUAAUUGCCCACCUGAAUGUCAAUUUUAAAUAUUUCUCUUACUAAGGCAAUCAAAAUUAUGUAUAAAUAACCAAUGUGUCAUGUAUAGAAAAGGUAUUCCUGAUUUAAAAUCCUAGUGGUACUGUAGUGUGGCAGUAUGAGAAAAUGCCUGGCUAAAGAGUAUUUUUAAAUGAGCAGUUGUCUUGCUUACUUGAUAUGUAUUUUACAGGCUUAAUUGAGUUUGUGAGUGACAGGAAAACAAUCAUUCCUUAGUUUUUCAUUGUGGAACUGAAACAUUUCUAUAAAGUGCAUUUUCAGGUGAACUUGUAGAUGCAGCAGCAACAGUUGAUCAAGUGUAGUAUUUCCCUGGUGGGAAUGUGGGACUUUUUACAUGAAACCAUAGAAAAUUUUCAGCUCUUUCUUGUACUCCAUAUAAUGAGGAGAAAAAAAAAACCUUGUUCCUGAAAGCUGAACUAGGUAGCAAUAUUUGGUAACAUGGCAUGACCACUUAAUGUUAGUAAUUAAAUGUGGAAAAUUUUAAAGCAUACUUUGGCCAUCGCAGGCCUGAGAAUUAAAACUCUCUGUCAUUGGAACAAAAACUAAGGGGCAGCAUCUGUUUGUAAUGGGAUCAGAAUACAAUUAAUACAGUUUAAUUGUAUACAUUACCAAAUACCCCAUUUUAAAAUUGCAUUCAUUGAGUCUGAGUAUAAAUUUAAGUCAAUGCUUUUAGCCUGAGGAAAGCUUUUUUUCCUACUAAAUACAAGGUCCCCCUCUUUUCCUUUAUAAUUUAAUAAUUAUGCACUUAAAAUCAGAUACCAACCUGUAAAGUGCUAAUGGGUCUUUAAAGAACUUAUCAGGGAGUUGAAAUUUCAUAUACUUUACCUGGUUAUUUGUAAAAAAAAUCUUUUGAAACAGCUGUAAAACAUUUAAAAACUGUAGCAGAUACAUUGUUAACAUGCAACUGUAUGGUAGUCAAAGCAGAAACCUUACGUUUUAUCUAAUCUUGCACUGAAUUGAAAUAAUAAAAAGUGAAAUGUUCAUUUACACAGAUUUUAUUUCCCACUUAUUGCUUAGCGUAGAAGUAUGCUUAGUAUUAGAGAACUGACCAGCAAGAUUUAUUUCAGAUGAGAGAUAAGAACAUGAAAGCACCUUACUUUUUCGCACAUAUUGCAUUUAUUUAGUGCUGCUGAACAAUUCAGUAGUUAUGUCUGAACUUUGCCGCAAAGUGCUCUUUAGUUAAAGCAUAUAAAGAAGCAUCUUUGCUUAAUUGCUUUGUAAAAAGAAGCAAUGGUAUUUUUUAUCCUAUAAGUAUAGUCUAACUUAAAAAGUUUUUCCUACAAAAUGAGUUUAUAUUGCUGUCUAAACUAUUGUGUAUGUAAACAGAGGUGUUUUUUUUUAAAGGUGAGAGGGAGUCUGAGUUCUGUGUGUGUGAAAUGUUUCCCCAUUGAGUUAUUUCAAAGGUGUGUUCACUCUAAAGUUUUCUGUUUUGCCCAGAGUAAAUGUACAGCUUGGUGAUUGAAUUUAAUUAAACUCCAAAUUUAUAAAUAUUUCUCCCCUUCAGACACGUUUUUUAUGCCACUAUAAAGUGCAUGUACAGAAAAUACCUCCAAGGUUGAUUGAUACAUUAUUCUAUCAAUGUUAUUUAACACUGAAUCUCAAAGCGGCCAUUCAUUUUGAAGGUUAGGGUCAAGUUUGUUUUGUUUUGUUUAAGUCAGCUAUAAUAAGAGUGGUUCAGUUUGAGGAGUGGAGGACAGAAAGGAAAGACCGUGGUAAGUGAUUUUUAGAUGGAUACAAGAGGCGUGGGCUUUGGCUGUAGAGUUCAAUUUUAACAAGGGAUGUUUUGGGGGUUUUUUUUCACUUGCAUGUUCUAUGGUUAACUGUCGAAGAGUGUAACAAGUUAUUUUAGCUUUUUCCAAUACUAAUUAUAUUGGUUCUAAGAAGUCUCCAUCAUCGUGGGGUGGCAUUUUUUCCUUCACUUGUUGAACCAGGAGGGGGUAGUCAGUACAACCCAGGCAGUGACUUCUGAGAUCUUCAGCUUGGACAGAAUAUUCAGUCCCUUUGAAUUUCUAAUUGUACUGUAUGUCUUGCCAAGUGUGAAACCAUAAUAUAUAGUUCAUGAAAAACUGAAGGUCACAGAUAAUUUUGCAUGAGUAAAGCCCGUUAGGGCUAAUGAAACUGACAUGUAUUUAGCCUUUAUGGUUAAAGGAAAAUGUUAAUGGCAAACAGAUUCACCAUUUACUAGCUUUGUGCAAUAUUAUAAUGGUAGAAGUAAAACACUAGCACAUUGUGCUUGGCUUUUAAGAAUUGCUGUAACACCAUCGCAUUAAAUGGACAGUGUGCACAGUGUGUUGUAAAUGCCAACUCUUGCAAAUUUACAGUACUUAAAAAUGCUCAAUUAACAUUCUAAGUAUUAAAAGUACAAAGAAAAACCUAAGCAAGCAUAUUUUAUAGCAAUACUAUGAAAUCUCCAAAAUUGUUCUGUUGCCUUUUGUUCUUUAGUGCAACUUCACUGCAUUGUAAUUAUUGUAUUGCUUUGUAUUUCAUGUUUUUUACACUCAUGACUUCAGAGAUAAGUACUUGUAAACCAAGUAUUGCAAUCACCUUUCUCUUCUUGUACAUGCAAUGUAACAACAUGCAGUUUUGGUGCUUAACAAUAUUCCUUUUUUUCUUUAAUAAAAGAUAUUUAUUGAGUUAACCUCU
Messenger RNA from Manis javanica (Malayan pangolin), 8723 nucleotides. NCBI's taxonomy places the organism in Eukaryota, Metazoa, Chordata, Mammalia, Pholidota, Manidae. The record is from RefSeq and is a predicted model, not a curated record.